Cinara cedri is the source of this 2430-nucleotide messenger RNA. NCBI's taxonomy places the organism in Eukaryota, Metazoa, Arthropoda, Insecta, Hemiptera, Aphididae. The record is from the annotation of a GenBank genome assembly.
AUGGAUUUAAAUUUACUCGGUUACAGGUUUUGUGGUCCGUCCGUGCACCAAGUUGAAAAAUCGAUUAGCACGAGGUGAGCAUGGGAUAAAUAAUCUGGAUGAGUUAGCUAGAUAACACGAUAUAGCGUACGAAAAAAUGUAUUCAUUGAGUGAUAGACAUAAAGCAGAUAAAAUAUUAGAAGACCAGAUUUAGAAAAUUUUUAAAUCUAGAAACAUGGGCAUUAAAGAAAAGGCUGCAACUUGGUGAUGGGGUCCGGGUGUAGUUUCACGCAAGUAGUAACGACAGCUAAAAAGGCGAUUAAAAAUAAAAUCGGUAAAGAUAAUGUCUUUAAAUUAAUAAGGAUGUGUAUGGUAGAAAACAAGAAAACAACAGCGAAAAAUAAAAAAAAAAACCAAAAUUCCCAGAAUUAUACCUAUUCCGAAAAAAGGUGUGUUAAUAUCUAUCUUUGCUAGUUUAUCAGCGUUAGGGUUGCUAAUGUAGUAAAAGUAAUAAACGACUUGAAAGCAAAUAGAAAUAUACCUGUUUAUUAAAGAAAAAGAAUGUAUUUAACGCCUUAUAAAGGCGUAUCGUAUAAAAUAAAAAAAAAGUAAAGCAUUAUAUGUAUCACCACAAAAAAGUGACAGUGGUUCAAGCAAUAAAUCGAGAAAAUGAUCGAAAAACUAAUUUUCACGCUACCCAAUAGAGCACUGUAUGAUUAUUAAAUUAUAAAAUACGCACGUAUGUUGAAAAUACCUCAUGGGCGUCUUAUCUAAAGAUAAGUUGUCUAACAAAAUUAAACAGUAGGAAUCCGUACUACAGUCGUAGCAGCAAGUCGUCUUUCAGUGCUCAUUUCUCUGACUAUACAUUUUUACAAAGCGUUUAAAAAAUCUUUAAGUGUUUAAAUAUUUCUGACUUAUUUAAAAAGUAUGAAUACGUUGCACCAACAUCAUCUCUGAAUUUCGCCGAAUGUUCUUCAUUCGCUAUCAAUUUUCUAUCACGAAAUAUUCUGCACGUGAGGCUUGAUACGACUCAACACAUAGUCAUCCUGAUAAUCACGCCGGCUAGACACAUACUUAUCACUGUAUCACUUAUCACUUUUUCAAUGUAUAUCUUAACCUAACCUAACCAACGGAGGGGUAUGUAGACGAUUAUAAGAUAACACAGAUGAAAUAUCACUUGUUUCUUCCUUACUCGAAUACGGAAUUUUCAAAAAGCGAUGAGAUUAGAAUAUCUAUUUAAAAUAUGAACGCGUACACUCUAUCAUGUGAGAGUUACUUGUUUAUUGAAGGAAAUGUUUACAAACUGGACAACGCGGUAGGAGAUAUAAAUUUUACAAACAACGGGUUGGCUUUCCUAUUCUCCGAAAUAAUAUACGAACUAAAUGAAGUAGAAAUACAAACAUUUUUCUCACCGAGUAUACCUUCAACUCUGAAAAUAUACUGCUCACUGUAGUAAUCUGGUAUUACUACUAUUCUUCGACGGGUAUCCUAAACAGAACCCCUAUAUAUAUUUUUAUACUCAUUUAAAUUCGAUUUAUAUAAUUUUACGUAAUUAUUAAGUUUUACUCUUGUUGUAUUCUAAUCGGUGUUCGAGGCUAUAGUAAUAGGUGAUAGUUGUUUUAAUUUAGAAUAUCUUUUAUUUUAUAGUUGAUAGUUAUUAACUUGUUCACGGGAUUGACUGUUGUAAGACAACAUGACUAGCAGGACCUGGGGGAGAACCGCUUUUUGAGAACCAUGCUCUCUCUCGGAGGUCCUGUUAGGUCCACAUUGGGCGGCACCACUUACAAUUAGUAGUAUAUAUAUAAAGCGCCGUUCUAGUAUAAGAUUAGUCUUGGAUAAGACUUUGACUAGAUUUAGCCAGACUUAGUUUGUUUAAAACAUAGAGCGACCGUUUGAAUCGUUCUCUUGUAUGGAACUCCUAAAUUUUACCACAAUCGCGGAAGAGAAUUGCGUCACGGGUAAUUUUGUCAAUAUAUAGUUUUGAGUCGAACUAACCAGUCACAUACAUCACACGAUUUGUAUGAACUCGAAAACGCUGGCUGGAACUUGGAUAACGAUGACAGAAUAAAUUUAAUAGAAAAAAGAUAAAUUUUCCGGUUGCAUCCCUCUCAAAUAUUUAUUCGGAUUUUUUGAAGAUUAUAAAAAAAUAUCUGUUUCGACCAACUCAUGUAGGUUCAUACAGGUUCUUACAGGCAAGAAACACAAAACUAUUAAUGUGUUUACUACAUUUUAUUAUCUUACAUUAGUAGUAUGAAAAAAACAAUUCUAGGCCAGGUGCCUGAUCCUGAUCCUGACCAGGCGUUAUAUCUGUACAUGGGCGCCAUACUAGGCGCUAUGCUUUUACAUGGCCGCCCGAAUUAUCCACCUCUUCAUCGGCAUAUAUUUUCCUCCCAUCCCCUUUGUCAAUUAUACCAACCGUUAUCACGACUGUACUUUCAUUUAUCAUAUUAA